UGUUUAUUGCUGUGUUGAGUCUUUGUGCUGACCGAUAGAUAAUAUUUUCGGUACGGUUGAAGUGUCUUCUAACCACACCUCUUAGUUAUAUUUCCUGUCUUUAAACAGGUGAUCUCUGAGUUCUUAUGUCGCAGGUAAUGCUGGACGACAUAAAAAAUCGUCAGUGAUUGGCAUAUUAUCAAAUCGAUUGCUGUUGUUAGGUGUCCUAAAGUCUCAUUCUGCAAAGCUGUCCUAUGGUUACAACUCCAGAAUGAAUGUCGGAAAAAGCGGAUACCGAGUCUUCUCCGCCAAUUCUACCACAGCAUGCACAGAGCUUGCAAAGAGGAUCACAGAGCGUCUUGGUGUGGAGUUGGGAAAGUCAGUCGUCUACCAAGAAGCAAACAGAGAGACCAGAGUGGAUGUGAAAGAGUCAGUGAGAGGACAAGACAUCUUUAUCAUCCAGACCAUACCGAGAGAUGUAAACACAGCAAUAAUGGAACUCCUGAUCAUGGCCUACGCACUGAAGACCUCCUGUGCCCAAAACAUCAUAGGGGUCAUUCCCUAUUUCCCCUACAGCAAACAGUGCAAGAUGAGAAAGAGGGGCUCCAUAGUGUGCAAACUGCUGGCCUCCAUGCUGGCCAAAGCAGGCCUCACACACAUCAUCACCAUGGACCUGCACCAGAAAGAGAUCCAAGGCUUCUUCACCUUCCCCGUGGACAACCUGCGCGCCUCCCCUUUCCUCAUUCAGUACAUCCAAGAGGAGAUUCCUGAUUACAGAAAUGCCGUGAUUGUUGCAAAAUCUCCAUCAGCUGCAAAGAGGGCUCAGUCAUUUGCGGAGCGGCUGCGUCUGGGUCUGGCUGUGAUGCACGGAGAGCCUCAGUGCUCAGAGUCAGACAUGGCAGAUGGGCGAAACUCCCCACCUGCAGUUCGCACCUCCACUGGGCCCCCUGGCCUGGAGCUCCCCUGGAGACAGCAAGCUCCGUUUCCUGGCAUAGAGCUUCCAAUGAUGAUGGCAAAGGAGAAACCGCCCAUAACUGUGGUAGGAGACGUAGGUGGAAGGAUUGCCAUCAUUGUUGAUGACAUCAUUGAUGAUGUGGAGGACUUUGUCGCCGCGGCUGAGAUUCUGAAGGAGAGAGGAGCUUACAAGAUCUACAUCAUGGCGACACACGGCCUUCUCUCUGCUGAAGCGCCCAGGCUUAUAGAGGAGUCCGCCAUCGACGAGGUUGUGGUGACUAACACCGUUCCGCACGAGGUUCAGAAGCUACAGUGUCCUAAGAUUAAAACGGUGGACGUCAGCAUGAUUCUAGCCGAGGCCAUUCGCCGUAUCCAUAACGGAGAGUCCAUGGCUUACCUGUUUCGCAACAUCGCCGUGGAUGAUUGAAGCUGUCGAUGCCCAAUCAGAUGCUGCUCAGGACUGCCACCCAGGGGCGGGGACCAGAAAGUGCAGGAGGACUCCUCUCUUUUCCGACCAACACAUAAUAGUGUGUGCGCACCCAACACUCACAUUUCCAGCAAGAUCAAGGACCUCAUACGCUUUGCAGUAUUUUUUUUUUUUCCCUCUCCUUUUCCUCUCUGCUAUCUGCUCAAGUUCUUCUGACCAAUAAACCUAAAAAUGCUGUUUGGUAAUUUCAUUGAGAGGAUUGUAUUGACAUAAUCGUUAUGUUUAUGCUGUUUAAAUGGCGUAUGAAAGCGUUGCGUCUUACAGGGUUUAAGAUUUAAGCUCUCCGGGCGUCUCUGAAGUUGUCCGAAACGUCGGAAAGCCAGGUUUCUUCAAACGUACGCUACAGACAGUCAAAUGUAUUCAAUUUAACAGCUCGGUUCAGAUGUGAAGGAGGUCAGGUGACGCCUGCUCCCCUUCAGAGUCUCUCAGUAUUAAACCCUAGUACAUUAUUGACAAAUUACACACUCACCCACAUUAAUCAGAAUUGUGAAAAUGCAGAAUUUUUCUCUCCACCAUGUUCGAAGUAUAAAUCUGUUACCUUAUUCCUAAGUCUCCUUAGAAUGGGUUCACUGUUGCUGAUUGUUGUGGUUGUCUGGAAAGUGCUCUUCCCUUUU
Chanos chanos (milkfish) is the source of this 2034-nucleotide messenger RNA. Its product is annotated as phosphoribosyl pyrophosphate synthase-associated protein 1-like. Lineage: Eukaryota; Metazoa; Chordata; Actinopteri; Gonorynchiformes; Chanidae. The transcript is spliced from 12 exons. Gene Ontology annotation, molecular function: ribose phosphate diphosphokinase activity; ATP binding; magnesium ion binding. Gene Ontology annotation, cellular component: ribose phosphate diphosphokinase complex; cytoplasm. Bases 251 to 1360 code for a protein of 369 amino acids. The record is from RefSeq and is a predicted model, not a curated record. Gene Ontology annotation, biological process: purine nucleotide biosynthetic process; 5-phosphoribose 1-diphosphate biosynthetic process.